Xenopus laevis (African clawed frog) is the source of this 2272-nucleotide messenger RNA. It is a transcript of the gene rab22a.L, whose product is annotated as RAB22A, member RAS oncogene family L homeolog. Gene Ontology annotation, cellular component: cytoplasmic vesicle; early endosome; phagocytic vesicle membrane. The record is from RefSeq and is marked provisional. Gene Ontology annotation, molecular function: G protein activity; GTPase activity; GTP binding. Lineage: Eukaryota; Metazoa; Chordata; Amphibia; Anura; Pipidae.
GCUGUUCGUUUCUCCCGACAGAGCCCGAGCUCCCGCAGGCCGGGGAUCCGUUCUCUUGUACCCGGGGCCGCCAUGGCUCUGAGGGAGCUGAAAGUCUGUCUGCUGGGGGAUACCGGCGUAGGCAAGUCCAGCAUUGUAUGGAGAUUUGUAGAAGACAGUUUUGACCCGAAUAUUAAUCCGACCAUUGGCGCAUCGUUCAUGACCAAGACCGUGCCACAUCAGAACGAACUCCAUAAAUUCCUCAUUUGGGACACUGCUGGUCAGGAGCGUUUCCGUGCAUUGGCCCCAAUGUACUACAGAGGUUCUACAGCAGCCAUCAUUGUGUAUGAUAUAACGAAAGAGGAAACCUUCUCAACAUUAAAGAACUGGGUGAAGGAGCUGCGGCAGCACGGACCGCCCAACAUUGUGGUUGCAAUAGCAGGAAACAAGUGUGACCUCAACGAUGUCAGGGAGGUUUUGGAAAAAGAGGCAAAAGACUAUGCUGACUCCAUCAACGCAGUAUUCGUGGAAACCAGUGCGAAGAACGCCAUUAACAUUAAUGAGCUGUUUAUAGAAAUAAGUAAAAGGAUCCCCUCAGCCAACGCUGGUGCCACUUCUGGAAAAGGUUUCAAGCUAAGGAGACAGUCGUCAGAAGUCGAGCGCCGAUGCUGCUGACAUUAAGGACUGGUGCUUAUUCACAUGAGAGACAGGACUGUUGGUUUUUAUGCCAAGCAGUGCCAGCCGUCCCUAUCUCCCAAUAUGUAUACCCAGCUUGCAGCACAAUAAGGGAAACCACGGUGUGUAUAUGCCUCUACCUUUAUUAUCUAAAGGGAAAACACCUUUCUGUUUGUGCCACGGAGUGUGCCGUCCAUUUAAGGAUUCAUCUUUUUAAUAGCUCUUCUGUAUGAUAAUACAUCUAAACGUCCCCAUUGACUAACAGCGGAGUGUUGGGGAAUCCAACAUUUUUUAUGGAUUUUGUGAUUGACUUUAUCAUUCUACAUUUUGUAUCCAUUUCUCAGUCAUUUUACCUUCACCGGGAAAAUGCAGGACCCCCUGUCGGCUCUUUCGUAAGGUUUGGUACCAAUAUCCAGUUGCCCGUUCUCAGUACAAAACCUGCCUACUCAUAAGCAUGCUUCUCUUCAGUUGGAUUGGGGGAAAUACUUCUGCUUAUUGAUGCCACUGGAUAACUGGGAAUUGCAGUUCCACAUCAGAUGGAGGACCAAAUGGACUGAAAUAGUUUAAAGGGUAACUAUCGCGAAAAUUUAAAUUUAAAAUAAGCUUCAGCACACUGAAAUAAGAAGUUUUUUAAAUAUAAUCAAUUAAAAAUUCGAGACCAUUUCUGAAAUAAUCAAGUUUAUCUUCACUAUCCCUCUCUCUGUAUCUGUUUUUCUUCAUUCUCUCUUCAUGCAGGAGUCGGGUGUCAAUAAUCAGUGACAGUUAGAUAUAAUAUAUCUUAUAGGAGGGCUCCUUUUGCCUAGAAAAUGUAUCGGCGCUCACUCUAUUAAAAUCACCAGACUUCAUGUCUCUCUACAUGCAGGAUUUGUGCAAAAGGCCGUUAUUUUGUUAGAUUUUUGUUUGUACUGGAAUCAGAUAUUUCAGUGAGCUCUAAAAUAUCUGCUAGGAAAGUAAGCCCCCUAUAAGAUAUAUUGGAUCUAACGGUUAAUGACACCCAAAUCUGACACCCAAAUGUUGCAAGAAGACAGAAUGAAGAGAAACAGAUGCUGAGAGAGGAAUAGUGAAGCUAAACUUGAUUAUUUCAGAAUAUUUAAUUGAUUGUAUUUAGAAAGUUUCUUGUUUCAGUAUGAUGAAGCUUAUAUGAAAUUUUAAUUUUCGCGGCAUAUUUUAGGGCAACAAUUCCUAGUCCAGAAGUGAAACACAGAACAAUACUGAUUAUUCAUCAAUUAGUCUUAAAUGUAUUAAACCCUGUUAUUUGGGGGUCUAAAUUAUUUUCUUAGCAUUCACUUUUAACUUCUCUUUAUGUAUUAACCCUGUGCCUUCUGGUGAGCAGGUCAUCCUUUUUUUUCUGCUAUUUAUAACUUAUAAACUGCCCUAUGGUUUUGCACAGCUUGUAUAAGCAUUAGAAUUCCAUGGAGGCCAGGAUCGUUACACUGAUCCCAUUGGCAGUUUAUUUAUAAUCCCUGGGUGUGUGGGGUUAUUAGAUAAGUCCAGAUGCCCAGUGUUGUUAUGUUGUUGCACAAAGUGUAAAAUUCAGUAGGGCAGAUACAGUCACUAAUUUAGCUUUGUACAGGUAAAUGGAUUUUGUACAAUAAAUAAAAAUGAAAACUCGCCAAGG